GUCACAGAUGUCGAGGUCGGCGGCUCUCUCAGCGAUUCCAGUCCUCCUUAAAACAGCAGCUGCACAGGAAGUACACCACAUCUGUAGUUCGUGAAGGCAGCAGGACAGUGAGCAGGUAGAGCCUGUCAAUGAGAUCCCUGGGGAGCCUGCGAGAGUCCGGGAGGUAGACUUUUGGGACAGUGUCUUAACUGCUCACGGCGUCUCUCCUGUUUAUCAACUUUAAAUGGGGAUCACAAGGACUUUUGACCACUCUUAUUCCGUACUUUCUCUACUCUUUCUACUCCGCACUCGCUGAUGAGUUUGACAAACGAUUCAUUUUCCCUCGGUGUUCUCAGGAGGAUCGUAUCCAAUUUCUCAUAAGUGGAGCGGAGACACUGAACUCGGGGAAUGUGUGUGUUUUUUUUCUUCAGCGUGUAGGUUUAAAUGAGGACCGACUCUAGAAAAAGUUGAUGGAGCUGUUAAAGACGUCGCUUUGGUUUCGGACCCACUUUAAUUACGGAGUCAUACGCGAAGGAAUCAACGGUCCAUUUGGGUCGGUUAAUAAUUAGAUAGAGCUCUACACUCAAGUGAACAUCUUCCUCGAGGAUUAUCAUCGCAACUAAAGAGAAAUAUUACACAACUUCUUGGCACCCUGCAUGAUCUGUCAACAUGCCGUAUAACUUUCCGGCGGCAACCUGUAACCCAGCCUUUGAAGUUCAAGUCGUUGCUAUUCAGCGUUUCAUGUGGAUUUAUCCAGAAAAUGUGGCGCCUACAGGACGCGCUGUGUUUAUCAACUCGGGUUUGCUCUCAAAAAUGUGAUUGUUAGAUACAGUGAUCGGUGUACACUGUAAUAUUAUAUCAGUAGUUGAGUUGCGGAUGAAGAUCAAUACACUGUUUCCAAGACCUGCCCCGCUGGGAGAGGAUACAACAGUUCACCUAGAACGCAAAACACGUUCCUAAAUGAGGACAUUCAUGUUGUGUCUGUCCUGAUGAGCAGCCAAUGCACACUUCAAGCUCUAACACAACACAGCGUGUCUUCACGGUGUAUUUGCGCAUGCAAUGUUUCGCCACCCACAUUAAUGACACUGGAUAAAAGUUCAUUAUAGCGUGUGUUUUUUUUUUCAUCUCUGGAGACAGUUUAGUGUAAGGCUCCAUGUGGGCCGCUGAGUGUUAUGUAUUUCUGUAACGUGUCGAGCUUGAAUAUUAACUCUGGUGCUGAAUGGAAGUAUUGGGACAUUCACGCUUGAGUUACGAUGGCAGUCAUCCAGCUUUAAAAGUUUGGAUUGUAUCCGUUUCGCUGUAGUCGUCGAGGCAGAAAGAAUAAACGAGACGUGUAUCAAUACAGAUAUAUUUUCUCCGUUUUGUCUCUCUGCGGUGCUUGCCUGCUUUGAUAAGUCCACCAUGUGCAGCCGGGCACCGCCGCUGCAGCCGAGGCCAUGACCGUCCCCCAGCGGCGCCUGGCCGGGCUCUGGCCGUGGCUGCUCAUGGCGGCCCUGCAGGUGGUGCUGGGCCAGCCGGGCCUGGAGUCCGAGCGGCCGGCCCUCCGAGCGGUCAUCAUGGUGACACUGCUGAAGCAGGAGCCGACGCGGAAGCCCAUCACCCUGGAAGGGGUGUUCGUGGGAGGUAGUGCCGGCAACGCGGAGGGAAAACUAAUGCAGUAUCACCCUCUGUCUCUGUGCAACACGAGUGAGGAUGAACGACAAGAGAGUGACUUCAUCACCAUUGUCAAACUGGAGCACAGGGUACCUCGCUGUCUGCCGCUGCUCGAUAAGGCUCGCAUGGCACUGGAGAAAGGAGCUCAGGCCGUUAUCUUCGACGUCAGCGAUGAUGCCAAUGCUGCUGCUGAGCUGCGAGAAACAGACUCUCUUCCCCGUCCAGUCGUGCUGGUGCAAGCUAAGGAUGCUGAGGAGUUGAUGAGUCUGGUCAACAAGAACGAGGAGGCCAAAGUUCAAAUCAAGAUCCUGCUGGAGCAGCACAGAUGGCCACAUUAUGAUGUGGGUAUCCUGCUCACCAUCGUCCUGGCUAUUCUGACCAUCGUCCUAAUCUUUGCUUUCCGCUACAAGUGCAAAUCCAACAGAACCUGGGACUCUGUCCAUCAGCAGACCAUGCGGGCCAUUAAUCGAUUGGAGACCAAAACCUACAACUCGCAGGGCUGCUCGGCCUCACAGCGCCACCGUGCAGCCUGGGGCUCAGCCAGCAGCUCCAACUCAAGUCCGGUCUGUGCUAUCUGCCUGGAGGAGUUCCAGGAUGGACAGCAUCUGAGGAUCAUCUCUUGCGCUCAUGAGUUCCAUAAAGACUGCGUCGACCCCUGGCUUCUGCAGCACCGCACCUGUCCCCUCUGCAUGCACAACAUCAUGGGUGAGGACAAGCAUAUUUCCAGUACAGAGCGGCAGCCCCAGAGGAGCAGGCACCAGCAGAGUUCGGAGCAGAUGCAGGGCUUUCUGCACUCUCAGCCUUACAGCAGCCCACGCAACCACCCCUUCCCCCAACAUGACAUCCCCUUCUCUAUGAGGCCCCACUACCCUCGCGGACCCUCUGGGCACUAUCCCUCCCUCGGCCACUACAGUGGUUCUUCUCCCAUGGACGCCCAAACAUUACGUUUCCUCGCCAGCAGGCCGCUCGGCUCCUCCUGCGGGUACCACCUUCCUGCGGAGGGUCCCGGGAGGCCCCACAGGAUCGGAGGUAACUGCAGGACUUCCACUCACCACUACACCCCCCGUCGAUCCUGCCACAACUAUCGCUCGUCCUGUCCGGCUCAGCGCAGCGCGUCCAGCUCAAGACUGCACCACACCACCUCCGUCGCGCCACAGAACCGGGGAGCGCCACCCCACAGCCGGCAGGAAGAUGGCAGCUGCUCCGGCGGCAGCUACCACACAGAACGCAGCGGAUACUUAGCCGAUGGGCCGGCAAGUGACUCCAGCUCAGGGCCGUGCCACGGCUCCUCCAGUGACUCGGUUCUCAACUGUACUGAUGUGUCCCUGCAGGGGGUUUAUGGCAGCUGGUCCACCUUCCGUAGCUCUCUGAGUAGUGACUAUGAUCCGUUUGUAUAUUAUGGGCCAGGUCCUGGGCGCGCCCCCCGCAGGAACAGCCUGGAGGCCGGGGCCCAGGCCCGGCCGAGGUCUUUGGAUUCUGUGGUGAACAAAGCGGGCUGCACCGAAGAACAGCCACAGACUGUGUUCAGCCACAUCCACUACCACCGCCACAGACACCACCACUAUGAGGAGGGGGAGCACAGCCAGGGCCCGAGCAGAGGCUCAGACGAGGAGCAGGGGGCAGCCGCCGCCGUCGCUGCCGCAGCCGCACCCGCUGCCCUCGUACUGGAUAAAGACUCACCUGUAUGCCCUCCCAAGCACAGCCCCUGCCAGUGCCCAAAGCCGGACCCCACAGAUCGGCCGGGCCCCGGGACAGAGGGUCAGGACCAUGACCCCGGCAGCCCUACGGGACCCUCUGUCCUGGUGUCCCCGAUCCCCUUACAGCUCCAGCCUCACUGCUGCCACCAGGGACACGGACACCCUCCCAAUCCUCGUGGGCGAGUGGGUGGCUGUGUGCUGGAAGGCCCCUCUGUCCGCUUCCACCAGAGCCUGGAUCUACAGGACGACCGUAGCGUCCACAUCCACUACGGCCAAGGCCCGGGCUUCUGCUGCUCGCCCCCCGAGCUACGCCCCGCCUUGCUCCCCGUACCUCUCAUUCUGGACUCUGGAGGUAUGGAGGAGUGGCCUUGCUGUGCCGGGGCACAUGUUGUGUGGCAAAAGCGGGUGCAGCAGGCUCGCUCGGAGCCUCAGCUGCUGGGGCCUGGGACCUCUAUGGACAGGCCACCCUGCAGGUUCCACCACAGCCCUGCUGCUGACCGCAACACAGACAUUUGUUUAUACUGCCAAACAUUACACCACAAUCAGGGUGGGUGUCUCAUUUCUUUAUCUUUAAUAGCAUGAGGUUAAUUCCAGUUUAUUACAACUUUUUUCAUUGUGUUGGACAUCAGUUCUAUUUGUUAUGAGCGCAUUGACUCACUAAAGUAACCACUAAGAUCUGGAAACAUGGUGACAUCACUACAAAAGUCUGAGAUACUAAACAGUCAGACGAUUAGAGAGGUUUUAAACAAACUCAAAACUUAUCCUGCUCAAGAUUACUAGAUUAUUUCAAGGAAAACACCAAAUUUAACAAAGCAUGGAGCGAGAGGGCUGAUGAUAAUAACUUUGACAUUAACAUUCAAAAGAAGAAAAAUAAGACCAGAGUUGCAAUAAAUCUGGAUAAUUCCUUUUAAACAUGCGUAAUAUUUGCAGAUUGUUUUGAUGUUCUUUGUUUUCUCUGAAGUCUUAAGGUGACUCGAGCUGUUUCUGUGUCCACAGGAUCAGAAGAGGAGUCUGGCGUGUGAGAACUUGUUGCAUCCCCCAUUAUCACGCUGCUACACAGGAGCCAGAAUGGACAAGCCUCUCACUGGCUAUCACUCUCAUACCUUCCACAUAAUUCCACCAGCAAUGCCUUCGUUCGGACGUCUCCCCCGGCUUCCCCCCCUUUCAGGAUUCAAAGCUCACGCAUGCUGAAAUGCUCUUUCAGUUCAUUUGGAUAUCAUUUAAAGUGACAAUGACCCCUACUAUAUUCUAAUAAUUUUAUUUCUAUUAAAUUAUGCUAAAAUCUUAGGAUAAUUCUGGAAUGCGCCCUCCUUAAUAUAUUGAGUGAUUUGAAUGUUUGGAGUCAGGGAGUUGCUGCGGAAACGACACGUACACCACAAAGGGGAAAAAGUGUUUGUGUGUUUCUCCUCGUCACUUUUAGGAAGAAUAUUCAUUACCGACAUGAUAUAACAAAUUCCCGUGCUCCUUAGUGACAACCAACGAAUGAUCCUUGCUUAGGGUGUUGAGCCCUCAUGAAGUGAGACUCCAUUUCUGCGUCGCUCACUCUAUGACAGAAUAACUUGAUUUAUCUUAGAGGUACUUACUUUACUAUCACUCACGUGAUCUUCGUCUUCCUUCGCUGAGUCCAGUCUCAGCUGAGAGAAGCUUUUCUCUCCAGCCUACCUCAGCUCAGAUUUCUUAACAUGCCUCACACACAGGGGGGGGGGGGGUCUUUAAAGGUACUGCUGUAGUGAUUUUUUUUUUUUUUUUUAUCACAACCAUGUAGCUCCCAUAAACUCAACUAUAAGUUAUCCUGUUGGCAGUCUGACCUGUCCAAACGGAGAGAAAGGUUGAUUCUCAGCCCAUCCAACAACGAGCAUUCACUGAGGUGGCUGAGCCUUGCAUGGGCCUUAUUUUCAAUAUUUCAAUAAUGGCAGCUGUUUUCAACAUGUUUGUUUGUGUUUUAGAUCAUUUCUGUUUUAAUUUUUUUUUUUUGUAGUCUGUAAUUUUUUUUUUUUUUUUCACUUUUCAAAAUGAACCAGUUUGACUGAAUUAUGUCGCCGUCAUUACAAGCUAAAGUCUUGUUCUUGUCAUUUCUCUUGCCAAUGGUUACUUCACAUGUUUGACCUCAGUGCUGUUAAACUCCCUGAUCACAGUGAAUGGGUGAACCAUCUUCUCUGCUCCUUCACUCAGCCCAAUAUUGUAUGAUGUCCUCAGAAUAAGGACAUAACCUUUGUCUUCCAGCAACUAAAGCUCUAAGAAAAAAAAAAGGUUCUUCAUUUCAGCCAUAGAAAAGACAUAGUGCCUAUUUAAUUCUAUAACUGGAGUAAAGCCAUGCUAGGUAGACCUUACAGUCCCAAGCACCAGCUCUGUCUGUUGCCUUAGCACCAGUUUCGUGAAAGCUUGGUGUGCUUUUCCCAUGAUUUCAAACUCGAAUGGGUAGAGCCUGAGAAAUAUCUCAGGAACAAUCAAACACUGGAAAAAUGGGAAGAAUUCAUCAUAUAGUUAUAGUAAUGAUACCCGAGUCGGUGAAAAUUCCUUUGUCAUGGUAAAUGUGCAUUGCCAAUCCCUGCUUUUGAGCUUACAGCACUUGAAGGAAGCUCCACCUUAAAUCAGAAAUCAGAUACUUCACAGAGGUUUUUUUUUAAACAUUCUGAUAUUUAGUUUUGACAACAUGUAAUCAUCUCUCUAAAUUUAAACUUUUGUUACCUACUUUUCCCUCUGCUCCCAUGUAGCCACUCUAACAAACGUUAAAUGUGUUUGUAUCCCCCCCAAAAAAAUUGACCUCAUCAUGCCGUCAAGGAUGGCUCUCUUAUUUUCGGCUUAACCACAGACUUCUUCGUGCUCACAUGUACUAGAUAAUCUGAGAUCAGAAAAUUCUGUUUUAGCGUGGACUUUCCCUUAAAGGCUCAGUGAAAAUGUGAAAGGAUUUUUCUUGGCAGUCUGACUGCAGAUACAGCUUAGCACAAACAGCAGACAAAGAGCUCACGGGUACUGCAAUGUAACCAGUAGCACUUACUAAAGCCUCAUAUGUGCCUUAUUCAUUCAAAUCCCUCACCAUCCUAAAUCAGGAAUCUCCCAACACACUUAGCUCUUACCUGUCUAACCAAAGAGGCAAAAUCUUGAACACAGUGAAUAUGAAUUUAUAGUAUGUGUUGUGCCUUCUAUCCUGCACCAUCCCUUUCCUUGAACCUCAGACUAAUUAAAUGUACUUUGAAUGGCAAGCGAGAACAUGUUAGAAUUGAAGUGGAAAUCAUUUCGGAGUCAAUAUUUUUGGACAACCAUGCAGAAAGUUUCACCUGCAUUCCCUCAUACUAAUACCUCACUUUGAAUGUGUCGACGCAGUCCUCCUGCUAAAGUAUCAGGGUUUCCUUGUCUGUUAUUUUUCGUGCCCAAACAGUCUCCUAGACUGAAAUGGAAAUGACUGAAUUACAAGCAGCACUUUGGCUUAAGCAGAUGUUAUAUAUAUAUAUAUAGAUAUAUAUAUAAAAAAAAGAAUAAAACUCAUAGUAUUAAUUUAAAACCAGCCCAAAACUAUCAGCACGUGAAAAAUAGCAUCAGCGUCAGUGAUGCUGCAGAAUAUCUGAUGUGAUUUCAUCCUGUUCAAGAUCUUUCUCUUUGUGUCGUUUAUGUGUUUAUUAUUGUUAUGUUUUGCAAGAAUAAUGAGCUGAAACUGCCUUUUCUAAUAGAGUUAAAAAAAAAAAAAAUCCCUCCAGAACUCGUUAAGGGAUAUGUCAGUAUAUUUUGGAUACUUUGUGUACAAAAGAGAACAACAAAAAACAGAAAUGAAAUAGUGUUGUAUUUUAUAUAUAAUAGAACAUUUCAAUAUAGUGACAUGUCACUAAUAUAUUUAUUUACUAAUAUAUUUAUCCAUUUUGUCCAGGUUUGAAAGAGUGGUUUCUGUAUAGACUAAAUGUUUCUAUAUGGAAACUGACCAGUGCCAUCACUAUCAA
Molecule: messenger RNA, 7261 nt
Organism: Scomber scombrus (Atlantic mackerel)
Lineage: Eukaryota; Metazoa; Chordata; Actinopteri; Scombriformes; Scombridae
Product: E3 ubiquitin-protein ligase RNF43
Exons: 9
Coding region: 1416-3911 (831 amino acids)
Biological process (GO): Wnt receptor catabolic process; ubiquitin-dependent protein catabolic process
Molecular function (GO): ubiquitin protein ligase activity; frizzled binding
Source: RefSeq, a predicted model, not a curated record